Molecule: messenger RNA, 1102 nt
Organism: Drosophila teissieri
Lineage: Eukaryota; Metazoa; Arthropoda; Insecta; Diptera; Drosophilidae
Gene: Non3
Product: ribosome production factor 2 homolog
Exons: 3
Coding region: 91-1053 (320 amino acids)
Biological process (GO): maturation of LSU-rRNA from tricistronic rRNA transcript (SSU-rRNA, 5.8S rRNA, LSU-rRNA); ribosomal large subunit assembly
Cellular component (GO): nucleolus
Molecular function (GO): rRNA binding
Source: RefSeq, a predicted model, not a curated record
UUUUCACAUCUCUAACCCCGCAGCGUACUUACACGUGCGCGUCAAUUUUAGUUUAUUUGACUUGGUUUUUAAUUAAAAAAGCGUUUGAUUAUGUCGCUUUUACGCAUCAGGAAACCCAAAACCCGCAAGGGAAAGAAAGUGUUGCUGGCCAGGGAGCCGCAACUGAUUGAAUCCGCCCGCACAAUGUUGUUUUUGGACGGACGGAAGUGUGGUGGCAAUGUGAAGCUGUGCAUGAAGGAUCUGCAGGCGCUGAAGAAGCCGCUGGUUAAGGUCCUGAACCGCAAGAACGACAUUACCCCCUUUGACGAUCCCUCCUCUCUGGAGUUCUUGACCAUGAAAAACGAUGCUGCUUUGUUUACGUUCGGUUCCACAUCAAAGAAGCGGCCUGAUAACAUAGUCCUGGGCAGGAUCUUCGAGAACGAGGUGUUGGACAUGUUUGAACUGGGCAUCAAGCGGUAUCAGGCGAUUUCCGAGUUUAAGAACGAGAAAAUUGGAGCCUGCGUAAAGCCCUGCUUGGUGUUCAAUGGUCCGAAAUGGGCACAAACCGAGGAACUAAGGCGCCUUCGUAACCUGUUCAUCGACACCUUCCAGCGCGAGAAGGUAGAUUCGAUCCGUCUGCAGGGCAUUGAGCACGUUCUGAGUUUCACGGUUACCGAUGACAUGAACAUUCUGAUGCGUUCCUACCGAAUACUGCUGAAGAAAUCUGGUCAGAGGACGCCGCGCAUUGAGCUCGAGGAGAUCGGACCCUCUGCGGAUUUCUCCAUACGUCGCACCAAGAUCGCCAGCGAGGAUCUGUACAAGCAGUCACGCAAACAGCCCAAGCAGUUGAAGGUGGGCAAGAAGAAGAACAUUAGCACGGACGCCCUGGGCAACACCAAGGGACGCGUCCAUUUGGGCAAGCAACAAACAGGCUCCAUCCAAACGCGUCGUGUCAAGGCGCUGCGUAAGUCGCCUGAGGAGAAGAAGGAGAACCGGCAGCGCAAGAAGGUUGCUCUAAAGGCGGCCGCCGCCGAAGCUCUGGCCUCACAAGGAAACAAUCCCUUCUCUAGUUAAUUUUAGUUUUAAUAAAUUGGUCCUGAUUAAAAUAGCGUUAACAAGUGUA